AUGAAAACAACCCCUUUGACCGCUGUUUGGUCACUCGCGUUGCUGCUCUCUGUACAAGAAACCGACGCGUUCAAGUUCCCUGGUGCUGCUGGCAGUCUCCGUAAGAGCAAUCCAAACAACAUUAAACAUAUCUACUCGGCCGAGAACUCGCAUGGAAGACCCAGACACUAUUUACCCAAGCAGGUCAAGAGACAGAUUGUAACUGCAAAUGUCUCGACUCCGGCCGUGUCUUCGUCUUCCUCAUCGUCGUCGUCAUCAUCUUCGGCUUCGGAAAGUGAAUGGUUCAGUUCGGGAAUCCCUGAAUAUGCCACAUCGCUAGCCUCUUCGGACGACCUGUCUUCAGCUCAGACUUCAGUUCAGACAUCUGCUGCAUUCUCGUCAUCCCCAUCUUCUGCAUUUGUACCACCUGUGUCGUCGUCGUCGUCUUCAUCUUCGUCUUCGACCUCGUCGACAACUUCGUCCUUUCCACAGGUGGCAGCUGCUGGACCCAGCAGCAGCAGUAUCGGAUCCGACGCUGUUGACAGCAGCACCGAUGGUGCGUCUCCCAGCAGCUCUGCCGAGCCACUGGUUCCUGAAACCACCAUCAGCAACACCCCCGUUGUCAUUAUCACGAAGACCACUACGGCCACUGACUCACCUCCCGAGGCAUCUUCGUCUGCAGUUGCAGCCGACCAGGACACCACCAGCAGCUCAUCGUCUGCCUCCACUGACAACUUCGAGCUCGCUUCUUCAUCGCCAUUGGUCUUUGAAUCGACCUCGUCACUGGGUGGUCUGUCGUCCGAUGCUGGUUUCCUGACCACCAUCACCUCUGGCUCGCUCUCUGGCGAUGUCCUGACCACGACCAGCGACCUCUCCAAACGAGAAAGCUCCUCGUCCUCACUCCUCGGCGACCUCACGAACUCGCUGUCGGCCUCGACCACCCCCUCCUCGCCCGACUCGUCCAUCUUCUCCGACCUCGAGUCGGCCUUCUCGGGCCUCCUCAGCCAGUUCUCGUCCAUGCAACCCGUCUCCUUCACCACCACCCCCUCCAUCACUGCUGGUAAGUACUCACACACACUCUCCCCGUGUGCCUCCGGCGGCUGGGGCUGCGCCCCAGACCCCACUGCUCCUCUCGCUACGCUCGAGUCGUUCCGUCCACGGUCCCAGCCAUCUCCUGCGAAGCAGGAGCAACGGGCUCCUACCAGUGCCCCUCCUGUGGCAGCUCCGGCCACGACUUCGUCGACUGAGACCGAUGAUGUGGCUCCUGUGGCUCCAGCUCCGUCAGAAGGGGCUGGAACGACCACGAGUACCACGUUCGGCCCGCUUGUGACCCCGACAUCGACUGCUGCCGACGUUGCAGCUCCUCCUCCUCCUGUGGAUACCACGAGUUCGACUUCGGAUAAUAACGACGCGGCUCCCCCUGUUGUUGCUCCUGCUACUACUUCCUCGACUACGACUACUGCUGAUGCCGCGACUUCGGGUGACGAUGUGGCUGUUCCUCCAGUGCCUACUACUUCAAGUACUACAGGUGACGGUGACGCGGUUGCUCCAGUGGUGGUUGCUCCUACGACAUCUUCUUCGACUCCAGUGGUAGUGGUUCCAACUACUUCGUCAACUCCUGCUCCUGCUCCAGCUGCUGCUGGUGCUGGUGAUGAUGGCGAUGUGAGUACUAGUACUCCAUUGGCAGCAGUGGCUCCUACUACUUCGUCGACUCCAGGUACUGAUAACGCAGGUACUCCGGUUGCUCCUCCUUUGAUUCCUACAACUUCAGGAACUUGGGCUCCUUUAACUACUGCUAGUACUACUACAGCAGCUGCUGACGAUGCUGGUUCUGCUGUUCCUCCUGUUGAAAAUACCGCUACUACUGAUGAUGCUGAUGUCGCUACUACUGCUACCACAGUUCCAACCGAUGUUGCUGGUGUUCCUACCACUGCUAGUACUACUACUGGUGGUGGAUUGCCUGGUUUAGUUAGUAGUUUGGUUCCUGUUCCUCCUGUAUUGGCAUCGAAUUUCCCUACUACCACUACUUCGACUCCUGUUGUUCCUGCUACCAGUGCUGGAGUUCCUGUUAGUGGUGGUGGUGAUGACGACGUCCAGUCAACAACCGCAGUUGGUCCUCCUGUUGUUGCUACUACUAGUACCACAGCUGCUGCUGCUGUUAGUGGUGCUGAGGGUGUUGAUACUACUUCCAGUACUGCAGUGGCUCCUAUUGUUCCAGUUCCUACAACCACUGGUGGUGAUGCUGCUGCUCCUACUACUACUGCAAACACUGGAGUUGCUGAAUCACAGGGUCUUCUUCCUAUUACUACUACUACCAAUACUUGGUUGCCUUUGACUGUUGUCAGCAGUAAUCCGGUGUUUAGUGGUGGUCCUGCUACUGCUAGUACUACUGGACUUCCUCCUGUUGUUGUUCCUACUAGUGCUGCUGGUGUUGAUACCACUACUGGAUCUGGUGAAGCAGGUGUUAUUCCUACUACUAGUGCAUCCGGUGAACCAGGUGUUUUGCCAACUACUACAGGUUCUGGUGAAGCAGGUGUUGUUCCUACUACCAGUGUAUCUGGUGAACCAGGUGUGUUACCAACUAGUACUGGUACUGGUCCAAUUAGCGGUGGUGGUGCUAUUUUGCCUACUACUACCGGAACUUUACCACCUCUUGUCAGUACUGAUGCAUCUGGAAACCCUCUUGGCAGCCAAACAGCCACUCAAACUGGUGCUGCUGGUGUAUCUGGUAUCUUUACCUCGUUAACCACUUCUCCUACUGGAGCAGGUGCUGUGGGUGUUUCUGGUGUUGCUACUACUAGUACUAAUACUGGUCUUGGACCUCUUGUUUCUGGUGCUGUUACUACCUCUGGUACUGGAGCUGCUGGUGUUGUUGGCACUGCUUCUGGUGAAGCAUCUGGUGCUGUUACUACAUCCAAUACUUUGGCUACUGGAGUUCCAGUGGCUGGUGUUUCUGGAACGGUUUCUACAGGUGCUCCUCUUGUGUCUGGUGCUGCUACUGCCGUGUCGACUGGUGAAGCUGGUGUUAUUGGUACUACAUCCAGUGAUUCAACUGGUGUUGUUCCUGCUGCUACUGGUGCUGCUGGUACUGGUAGCACUGUUUUACCACUUGUUAGUGGAAAACCUGCUAAUACCGAUACUGCUGGUACUGCUGUUGCUACUGGACCAUCAACAUCCAAUUGGUUACCUGCUAAUAUCAUCACUCAAGCCGCUCCUACUACCCAGCCAAUUCCUGGCCAGUCUCAAGCUGCUACUGAUAUUCCAUCUUCUAUUCCUACAGUUCUUCCUUCGACUUUGCCAAAGGCUAUUGGACCCAGUGACAACACUAACCAACCACAAACAUCGUCGACUCUCAUUCAAAUCGGUUUCGACUACUCACUCAACUAUCCAUUUGUGGCUGCAAACCCUCUGGCUGCUGCACAAAUCUUCCAGUAUUUGCCUGAAGGAUUGUCGUAUGGUUUACAAGUUGAUACCAGUAACAUUGUCAUGCACAGUUUACAACCAUACGAGUCUCAAAAUGCCGGUUAUAUUGUUACUGUUGCUUUGGCAUACAUUCCUAAUAACCUUGUGUCCACUUUGGAUGCUCUUAUCCAUACACCCACUUCCCGUCUUUACCAAGACAAUGAAGACCAAAGUGUGUCUUCGUUGGUCAAACUCAUUGAUCCUACCAUUCCACUGAUUCCCGGAUCUCAGCAAGCCAUUCUUGGCGGUGGUGCCACUGUUCCAUUACCAGGAAGCGGUUCUGGUUCUCCCAGUGGAUCUGCUCAGGGCGCGAGUCCCAGUCAAAAUGCCGGUUGGCAAUCAUCCGGUGGUCAAACCACUGAUUCUGGUACUCAAGGCUCGAUUGACCAGUCGGUUCCCAAGGAGAACCCAACUGUCAAUCGUAAGACUGUCGGAAUUGCUGUUGGUACCAUUGCAGGAGCACUUACCUACGGAGCCGUCAUCUUCUUCACCACUAAACGGUCGAAGAAGAAGAACAGAAUCGAGCUUGCCAGCAGCGGAUCCAGCCGGUUAUCACCUCUUGGAGUUCCUUACUACUAUGACGACGUUUCAUCGGGCAGCAGCACAAGAUCCACCGACUUGAGUUCGGGCUCGCGACCCUCGAGAGGCAGUGCCGGACGAUACAACAACGGCCUUGAAAACAUUUUACCCAUUGGAAGACACAUUUCCGAGCCCGUCAUGAGCGAGAACUCUCUCGGAUGGGCAUAA
Molecule: messenger RNA, 4188 nt
Organism: Sugiyamaella lignohabitans
Lineage: Eukaryota; Fungi; Ascomycota; Dipodascomycetes; Dipodascales; Trichomonascaceae
Gene: MSB2
Product: Msb2p
Exons: 2
Coding region: 1-4188 (1395 amino acids)
Biological process (GO): fungal-type cell wall organization; cellular bud site selection; osmosensory signaling pathway via Sho1 osmosensor
Cellular component (GO): cell surface; site of polarized growth; extracellular region
Molecular function (GO): osmosensor activity
Source: RefSeq, a predicted model, not a curated record